Messenger RNA from Dentiscutata heterogama, 467 nucleotides. The record is from the annotation of a GenBank genome assembly. NCBI's taxonomy places the organism in Eukaryota, Fungi, Glomeromycota, Glomeromycetes, Diversisporales, Gigasporaceae.
AUGGAUAACGAUGAUUCCACAAGUAGCACUUGUGCUUCGUCUGAUUGUUCUCCUAGACCAAAAAAACGUCGAAUUACUAAAGGUGUUACUACAUCGGCUUCUUUAAGUAACUGUGAAUCAUCACGCCAUUCUCAUUCUCGAAAAAAAUCAUUCAAAUCAAAAUCGUUAGAAAAUUCACCCAUUGAACGGUGGAUUCCUGAAAGUCAUCGCUAUCCAACGCGUCAUCAAAUAAAUUCAUGGCAUUCACUAAAAACUCCAAUUCCUAGUCCUGAAGCCGUAGACAUUCCAUGUCUUGACUUGAACUGUCCUACUUAUAAUUAUAGUUCACCUUCAAACAAAUACAUUUCCAUUCCAACACCGACCUAUACACCGAUACCGUCUCCUGUUCCAAUGUAUCAUCAUAAUCAUCAUAAUAAUUGUACAGCAGCUUUAGAGCAACUUGCAGAUUUAGCGAUUCAAAAUGCAAG